Eurytemora carolleeae is the source of this 447-nucleotide messenger RNA. Its product is annotated as putative protein TPRXL. The record is from RefSeq and is a predicted model, not a curated record. NCBI's taxonomy places the organism in Eukaryota, Metazoa, Arthropoda, Copepoda, Calanoida, Temoridae. The transcript is spliced from 2 exons. Bases 4 to 432 code for a protein of 142 amino acids.
AAAAUGCGGGUGUUUUCAGUGUUUUGUGUUUUAGUCGUUUUCCUUGCUGGGGUCCAGGCUCAAGGCGGCGUUUUUUCAGGAUUUAUGAGUUUUGUAAACAGAUUUAAUCCUUUCCGUCCCACCUCGUCCUCUAGCCGUCCUCAAUCCUUCUCUAGGCCGUCCGCGAACACUUUCUCUCGUCCUCCCUCAAACUCCUUCCAAGCUCCUUCGUCCAACUCUUUCCCUGCUCCUUCCUCUAACUCUUUUCCAGCUUCAAGUUCCAACUCCUUCGCUUCUCCUUCAAGCUCCAACUCCUUUCCUUCUCCUUCCUCCAACUCCUUCCCUUCUUCUUCCUCUAACUCCUUCCCUUCUCCUUCCUCUAACUCCUUUCCUUCUCCUCCCUCUAACUCCUUCCCUUCUCCUUCUGCUCCUUCAUUUUCCUCUGCUGGGUAAAAUAUUUAUUUUUAU